Pocillopora verrucosa is the source of this 2021-nucleotide messenger RNA. Its product is annotated as orexin receptor type 2. Gene Ontology annotation, molecular function: neuropeptide receptor activity. Gene Ontology annotation, cellular component: plasma membrane. The record is from RefSeq and is a predicted model, not a curated record. Gene Ontology annotation, biological process: G protein-coupled receptor signaling pathway. NCBI's taxonomy places the organism in Eukaryota, Metazoa, Cnidaria, Anthozoa, Scleractinia, Pocilloporidae.
CUGAGAUCUCGUACCAAAAGAACGUGACCGGGGUAUCGUAUAGCACAGUUUUUAAAAAACACUGAUGGAGAGUGCGACGUUUGAGCACGUCAAACCAUUACACCUAUAAGAGGCACGUUUACAUCGAAAGAGUAGAACCAACUACACUAAAGUUAUACGAUUUCGCUUCCAGCCUCGCAAGGAAUUUUCAUGUCGAAGCUUUACAACCCUGGUGCGUUCGACGAAGGGGUCUUUCGGUCACAUUUGGCGUCAGUAUUGUAGAAGUUCAGAUUGGAUUUAACAGUUAUUGCGUUGGGGUUUCAUUGUGUUAUCGAACAUUUCGAUCACCAGAGCACAAACUCUACGAUUCUGUCGGAAAGACGGACUUGGAGAGAAGCAACUUGGCAAAUAGCGGUCUCGUUGAGGUACAUAACUAACUAAACCUGAGUGUAGCCCUUAUUUCAAAGCCCUCACCGAUAUGGUAACCAAUAUGUCCACGAGUAAUGAGACCUCUAUAGACGUCAACAUCUCAGAAGAAACUUCGGGCGAGUCAUCCGCCAUCAAGGGAAUCAAGCUCUCAUUAUAUGCCAUAAUUUUCCUUAUUAGUGUCAUCGGCAACACCUUGGUUUGUGUGGUGAUCGCGAGGCGUCGACGAAUGCGAACCGUAACAAACUUCUUCGUGUUAAACCUCGCGGCUUCAGACUUAGCAAUCACCUGCAUUUGCAUCCCUUUUGACAUUCCUGUGCAGGAGAAUCACCACAAAUGGCUGUAUGGGCAAGUCCUGUGUAAACUUCUGUACCCCAUUCAGACAAUGGCUGUGUUUAGCUCCAUAUUUACACUGACAGCUGUGAGCCUGAAUAGGUUUUGGGCUAUAGUAUAUCCUCUCAGGAAACAAAUGACUAAGAAGCAUGCUUUCGUCGUCAUUGUGGUCACCUGGGUUGUCUGCGCCCUUUUAACAGUUCCUUAUGUGGUGGUGUUAAAUCUGAACGAGACAACCAAUUAUUGCGAGGAAAACUGGCCAGGAAUCGAGUACAGGAAAGCAUACACAGCUUCUUUGUUCGCUCUGCAAUACCUCUUGCCUCUAUGUAUGAUCACGAUAGCAUACUUGAAAAUCGGACUUGAACUAAGAACUUGUGUUAACGUGAAGAGGAGAUACUCUGUCAACUCCGUUUUACACAACGCACGUAGAAACGAGGCGCGCAAAGUUGUACGCAUGCUCAUUGUCGUCACCCUUCUCUUUGCGAUUUGUGUGUUACCCAAUAACGUUAUGUGGCUUUGGCUCGAUUUUGGAAACGGGGCAAGCUACUCAAAAUUUUGGGACAUGGUUGCAUUCACCAACAUCAUUCUCUUUGCAAACAGUGCUGCGAAUCCUAUUGCUUACACUAUCUGCCACGAGAAUUUUAGGGAGGAAUUUAAACUGUAUUUUACCUGUGAUCCGAAAAUAUUCCAAAGCAUGGCAGAAAGUACAAUCACUUACACGAGGAGCCGAUUGCGAAGUCUGACUGGUCAAGACAAGAACAUCAGCCAGACUGUAGAAUAUAAUGAAAUUCUUAUCACAGAUGAAGUAUUAAUCGUUGAUGCAAAAGAGACGGUCAUCUAAUGACAACAUGUCAAAGGAACGGAAAGAAAAGCUGAAAUUAUCCAGUUUACACUGGUAUUCCAUAGUAGAUACAAAUUUAAUAUAAUUUCCUUGAAUAUGAAAACAGAUUGAUAUCAGUCGAUAUGAUAUUUCCUCUGUCCCUCUCUACAUAUUGUACGCUCGAGGUCAGUUUGAAGAACGUUUGCUUCGAGGGAACGCUUGCAACUGUACACUCGCAAAGCCGCCAUUAAGACGAAGUUAAUAACACUACGCUAAGCGAUGUCCGAGGGGUUUCCAUUUUGUCUGUUAGGUCAUUGUCUCUUCAGCAAAACAAUAAGGAAAAAAAAAUAGAUGUUUUAAGCUUGUGGCCUAUUUGUCUACUUCUUGUGAUAAUUAACGCAUGGUGCGUGGCCUCUUUUGUUUCAUCGUACAAGUGAAUCGCCAGUUCUAUACUACAUGACGA